AGAAUGCAUGUAUGUGCGUAUGAGAGAACAAGGAAGAACAAGAUCGAGUCAGAGGGAGGAGGCAGGAAGAAGAAUAAGUGGAAGAAAAAAGAUCAGCUUUCGGCCGUCGCUCCAGAAGAGGAAGGAUACUCGAGAACAUACUUACGAGUUUGUUAGUCUGGCGAGCGAGAUGGAGGUGGGGCAUCAUCGUACAGUCAGCCGAAUGUCGACAGUCGAUCGUGUCAAGGGUCCUCAUAGGUCGAGAGACACCUCGACCAAGAGAUCGGAGAUAAGUUUCUCGACGGUCGCUUGUGAUGAACGAAGAGACGCGGUGCUUGGGACGUUCCCCCGGGUGGUGGAUUACAACGUUCUUCAAAUCCAGCAUCCAGUCGCGCAAAGAAUAACCUCGAUGUACAACAAGGCUAUCGGUUGCGCCGAGGGCAAUCCUCGCGGAUUGUUUCAUGGGGAUACUCCGGGACAUCAAGAGACGAUAGAGGAACUCUCACAUAUCGAAACCAUCGUCGAAUGGACAUCCACUUUUGGCAUGAGCAUCAAUAAUACACGUGGUCGGUUAAAGUAUGAGGAAAAUUUGAGGAGACACUGUCAAACCUUCGCGGAUUUCUACUAUCGGGAUCGGGAAAAUCUUGGGAGAACGUCAGUUGUCAAGGAUUUGACGGGUCGAUGGAUAGCGACGCGCAAAGAUCUGGUCGUUGCUAGAAGCUUAUCGGGCUUCCUUCUAGCGAGCAGUCAUCGUGACAAUCCGUUCGGAACACGUUGACCGCAACCGGGAGGAAUUUCCAUCGGAUAGCGUCCUAUUAGUAGGUUGCAAUGGCGUCUUCUAAGUUUUCUCUGAUCCACCAUCGUCGCCGUCUUUUCCCUCGCCUACGAGAUCGUGUACUGUGUAGAAAUAUCCAGCUCGCGGCUUCCUUCGUCAUCGGGCCGAUGACUAAACUUCACGUUGAAAGUUUUCCCGAGUAAUCCUGAGAAUCUGUUUAAGAUGGCGAAGAAGAGAGAAAGAAGGAAAGAGAGAGAAAGAGGUAGAGGGAGAGAUGGGAGAAAUAGAGAAGAAGAAAGGAGGAAGAAACGGCUGGACUGCUGGAUCAACCGUCAACGCAACCGGCCGAUCGAUGAACGAAGCAUCCCUCUCUCGCCACGGAGGGAGUCUCGUUUCGGGGUCGCCAGAGGUUAAAGGGGCAGGUGUUGGCAACGAGGCAACGACAGCGGAGGAAACGAGAGCACCAAAUCGAGAACAAUGGCACGCUCGUCCGUUGUUGUGCGGAUUAAGGUCGAGUUCUUCGCGUACCGGAAGCGGCGGUUCCUCUCUCACCUUCGCGGGAUCGCGUCGCGGCGGAAGAGCGACGUUCUCGCCAGCGGUUAGUGUAGAGUAGUUUGUAGGAGCGCCGUUGAAUGCGCACGUGUGUACCACUCUCACACUUGUCGAGUCAGAUCAUGAGCGAACGAGGAGCCUAAGAAAGAGAGCGACUUAUUUUCACGUGUGUACCCCGUGCGCUGUUCGAACGUCGUCAAAUUAUAGUCGUACUUAGUCGUAGUCGCGUGUGCAUUAUUCGUCCCCUCCACAGGAGGGUCAGUUUCUUGCAUCCUCUUUCCCGAUUUGUCCCGUACACCGGAAUAUCUCCGCCGAAAAUCGCGGCUGGACAGCGCAAACGGCCGCGACAAACAGCGUCUUUCGCGUAGAACCGACGCGUUAAGUAACACGCAUUAACAUUCGAAUGAAUGAAUGAACUUUGUUCGAUGAUGGUAAACAAGUCGGCAUAACGCGAAACUCGGGAGAGUUUUGAAAUAGACUUGAUUUCGAAUUAGACUUUCGGCCCGCCGAAUACGACGGCGAAAAAUGACGUAAGGAGUUGCUGGUUGACCGGUCAAUUCCGACUAGAAAUUUAUCCCAUGCUCCUGAUCAGGUUGAUUUUAAUCAGUAUACUGGUUUGUGUGUAUAAGAUGAUGUUAGCGAGUCAUGUAAUGUAGCAUGGCAGUUAAGAUUAACUCUCACACGUCACGUAUGUUUUGAGCAUCUUAAUCUGGCACACUGGAGUCGUUUUCGUCCUCGUUUAUUUACGUUUCGCUAAUAAAAAUCUUUAAAAAGGAAUCAAUAUACUUUGAAGUCUAGAAUAGGAUUGUGCACAGAAAUAAUCGCAAAUCUUUACUCAAGCAUUUUAUUUUGUUACAAAUAUAAAGAGAAACGCGAUGAAAAUAUGAGUUUACAUAACAAUUUUGUAAUUAUUCUGAAAAUAAAUUUAAGAAAUUAACACUUUAGGAUUUUUAAGUGAAUAUUUGAAUUUUUAAGAAAAAGAAUGUUACAUAUUUUAAUUUGUCAAAGAGUACAAUCAUUUUAAUAUACGAAAAUACAUUUUUUUAGUCAAGUUUAGUCAAAAUACAUUGUUUUAGUCAAGAGAUCAAUAAAAUAAUUAAUAGUUUCUCGAUAAGUUUCUUUGGUAUUAAUUUAUUAUAAUAUGAACUUUUUAAAGUUAUUACAAACAUUAGUUGUACUUGAAUUUUUUCUUUAGUUUGAAAUUAGAGAUGGACAGUACAGAAAUCUUGUUCACGUGUACUCAAUCAAAAUCAGUCGUAUAAGAGUCAGUCAUACAAUCCGUAAAAAAUAAAUAAGUUAUUUACAGAUGAAGCUUUCCUUAUAUAUUAUAUUUAAUAUACAGAACUGAGAUGUGUGUUAAUAUAAUGUUUAUUUUAUACUUUGACAGUUUAAUCUGACAUUCUGGGUUAAAAACGACCCUAUAGCAACUUUGUUAUAUGUCAGGCAAUUAAAAUAGUUCAACAGUGUUUAAAUUCAUAUAUAUUCUAAUAUUCCAAUCAACUUUAACAUUUUUAGCGCGUGAACUGGAAGUCCUCGUACCACUAGUGUGCGAGUAAUUCGAAAUUAAAAAUCGAGUGGGCUUGAAAAUAAGCCCAGUAUGCCAGAUCAAUUAGAAUUAAUAACGAGGAUUGCUAAUAAUUAUUAUCAAUAAUUACAAUCCGCGAUUCAUUACGUGAUUAGACCAUUGGAUAAAUUUCUAGUCAGGAUUGAAGUAAAUUUCUUCACACAUGCCUCUCGAGAAUUCUUGGCGUUUGUUAUUGUGAGAUAGCACGACUGUGUGACCAUUAAUUGAUCUCGAUUCUUUCAAGCGAAUGAGAAAAAUGUCUCGAAGGUUUUUCAAUUAUCGACGUUAAUACUGCCGUUUUAUCAGGAGACAUUGCAUUCUCUUCUUGUUGUCGACGAUAACGCUGAUAUACGUGGCGAGGCCUAUGGGGCAGCCCAAUGAACACAUACAUCCGGUAUUGUCAAAUAGAUCGGCACUCCGCGACGCACUCACGCGUUGCGUUAUACGCGAAAGACGCGUGAACUCGCUAUCAUUCCGGAGAUUUCCGCCUUUCCUAGAUCGCGGCCACCGCGCGAGUCGGAUGAAGAUAUUUUCUUAAAUAAAACGUCAUUCGCGCCGUACUCGUCAUCGAAUAUGUAACAACGUAUUUCCCGAUUGUAACCCGCGCCCGAAGUGUCCGUAUCUGUUGCUUCGCGUUGUCGCUACGAGUUAAGGGCUUGUUAACUUUUUCUUUCUGUUUAAUAUAUACAUAUAGUGUAUUGUUCCGUUGUAAGUCGAGUCGUUCGGAGAGCGAGAAGGAAAGAGAAAGGGAGGGAGAGUGAGAGGAAUGUGCGAGAGGGAGAGAUGUGUGGUGUCCUUGCGGAUGGUAUGUGCAAAGGACGUCGAGUGUUACGAGGAAGAGGGAACGAUACUUCCGUCAUGAGAGAGAUUUCUCUCGUGAGAGGUAUAUUUCCUCCUUCUUAUCUGAAAUCCGCUGAUUCAAAGAGCUGCACGAUCUUGACAAA
Odontomachus brunneus is the source of this 3814-nucleotide messenger RNA. RefSeq lists its product as uncharacterized. The coding region runs from base 8 to 757 and encodes 249 amino acids. NCBI's taxonomy places the organism in Eukaryota, Metazoa, Arthropoda, Insecta, Hymenoptera, Formicidae. The record is from RefSeq and is a predicted model, not a curated record. The transcript has 2 exons.